GCCUGCGCACGGCGCCGCCACCGCUCCUUCCGUUGGGCUCUUCACCGCGCGGGACUAAACGCGCUUCCGGGACGCUACCUGCCGCGAGGAGUUGGCCGUUCCUCAGCGCCCCGAGCCCCGGAGACUCGCCCUCACUCCGCCAGAGGCCAUCCGCCUGGGCCCGCACAGGAGGAGCGGGGCCUCUGAGGGGAGCGGCGACCCCGCCGGCCCCGGUCUCUUUCCCUGGCGGCGGCGGCUUCUUCCGUAGGACAAUAUGUUCAAGAGAAUGGCCGAAUUUGGGCCUGACUCCGGCGGGAGAGUGAAGGGGGUUACUAUCGUUAAACCAAUAGUUUAUGGUAAUGUUGCUCGGUAUUUUGGAAAGAAAAGAGAAGAGGAUGGGCACACGCAUCAGUGGACAGUGUAUGUAAAACCGUAUAGAAAUGAGGAUAUGUCAGCUUAUGUGAAGAAAAUCCAAUUUAAAUUACAUGAAAGCUAUGGCAAUCCUUUAAGAGUUGUUACUAAACCUCCCUAUGAAAUUACUGAAACAGGAUGGGGUGAAUUUGAAAUAAUCAUCAAAAUAUUUUUCAUUGAUCCUAAUGAGAGACCUGUAACCCUCUAUCAUUUAUUAAAGCUGUUUCAGUCAGACACCAAUGCAAUGCUGGGAAAAAAGACAGUGGUUUCAGAGUUCUAUGAUGAAAUGAUAUUUCAAGACCCAACAGCAAUGAUGCAGCAAUUAUUAACAACAUCUCGCCAGCUAACAUUAGGAGCCUAUAAGCAUGAAACAGAAUUUGCAGAACUUGAAGUGAAAACCAGAGAAAAAUUAGAAGCUGCGAAAAAAAAAACAAGCUUUGAAAUUGCAGAGCUUAAGGAGAGAUUAAAGGCAAGUCGUGAAACUAUAAAUUGUUUAAAAAAUGAAAUCAGGAAACUUGAAGAAGAUGAUCAAACAAAAGACAUAUAAAUAGUUCUAAGAGAACUUGCUAGUAAGCUAAGCUGAAAAUAUGAUGGACUUUAAGGGAGAGAUGGACUGCAAAUGCCAUGGUGUUUCUUAGAGAAACGACACAUGUAGGUGUUGACCACAGAUUUCCCAGCAAUGGGGUCAAAGGAUUUGUACUUUUCAAGCAAUCUGUAAGGUGAAAUAGAUGUGGGUAAUAAGAAUGAAUGCUGGAUAGGCAUUUAUCAACCCAUUUUGGGGUAACUCUAAUGAUGUUAAGCACAAUUUAAAAAAAUUUUUUGCAUUGUAUAUAUAGUUUAUCCUUUUGACAGGCAUCACAAUUUCAUAAUAAAGUAUAAGCUGUACAAAUUUUGUACUUUCCUGGUAGAAAUAGAUGGUAAAUUAACAUGUGUAUUUAAUUUUUUAAGUUCUUACCUGUCCCCAUCCUAACUCUUUUGUAUCGGUUGUACCCACUGCCCAAUAAGUACUCAAUAAAUGUAGUUUACAGAUCUUG
Messenger RNA from Mustela erminea (ermine), 1424 nucleotides. RefSeq names its product YEATS domain containing 4 (gene YEATS4). The record is from RefSeq and is a predicted model, not a curated record. Gene Ontology annotation, biological process: regulation of DNA-templated transcription. NCBI's taxonomy places the organism in Eukaryota, Metazoa, Chordata, Mammalia, Carnivora, Mustelidae. Bases 254 to 937 code for a protein of 227 amino acids. The transcript is spliced from 7 exons.